Molecule: messenger RNA, 1597 nt
Organism: Caenorhabditis sp. 36 PRJEB53466
Lineage: Eukaryota; Metazoa; Nematoda; Chromadorea; Rhabditida; Rhabditidae
Source: the annotation of a GenBank genome assembly
AUGAGCACCCUCGUCGAAAAAACGCGAAGCGCCGCUUUGAAGCGGAACCUCCUUCGGCAAAUGCUCCAGGCGAACGUCUUCAAAUUCGGAGAGUUCCAGCUCAAAUCCGGACAAAUUUCACCGAUUUACAUCGAUCUCCGCGAGUGCUUCGGUCACUAUCAACUCUUGGUUCGUUUCAUCCUUUCUAAUUCAGAAAAUAUUCAACGUUCUGUUUCAGAUGCUCAUUUCGGAAGCAUUAUCGCUGUCGGUCGAAGCCAACGGAACAGAGUAUGAAGGAGUUCUCGGAAUCCCGUACGCCGCCCUUCCCUAUGCUUCCGUGGCAGCCGGGCAAUACUUGAGGAAGCCUUUGCUGAUUGUGCGAAAAGAGGCGAAGGCGUACGGAACAAAGAAACUGAUCGAAGGACUUUAUCAGAAAGGAGAUCGUCUUAUUCUCAUCGAAGACGUCGUGACGACUGGCGGAAGCAUUCUGACUGUCGUCGAAACUCUCACCGCGGAGGGACUCGUUGCGUCCGAUGUGUUCUGCAUUCUGGACAGAGAGCAGGGUGGACGUCAGAAGCUGAAGGACGCCGGAAUCAAUUUGCACAGUCUUCUCGACAUGAACACUGUGCUCACAUUCUUGUACUCGACGGGAGCCGUCUCCGAGGAGCAAUGGCACGGAAUUGUGAAAGUAAGCAGGAAUCUAGAUUGAAAUGCCAAAUACCGAAUAUCAAUGCUUCAGGCUCUAAAUCUGCCCUACGACAGGCCGAUCAAAUUGGAAAUCGGGAACGAAAUCGAGGAUCUGGACAGUCUUCCGUUCGUCGAUUCUUUCCGCACGCCGUUGAAAGACCGCGAAUCGCUCACAGCUUCGCCAUUGAACAAAAAGAUUAUGUCCAUCAUGCGCAACAAGAAAUCGAAUCUGUGUCUCGCCAUCGACUACACGACUACUGAGAAGGUGCUUCAGUUGGCCGAAGUCGCCGGUCCGUUCGUGAUGGCCAUCAAGAUCCACGCGGAUAUCAUCACCGAUUUCGAUGAAGAAUUCACGCGUAAGCUGACGACGCUGGCCAACGACAUGGACUUUGUCAUCUUCGAAGACCGAAAAUUCGCCGACACUGGAAACACGACUGUUCUCCAACUGAAAGGAUUCCAGAAGAUUGCAACGUGGGCGGAUGUCGUGACUGCUCAUGCCGUGCAAGGUGCCGACAGCAUCUCUGGAGUCUUCCGUGAGCUUAUCAAUGAUCCCGCGUAUCGUCUCAGCGGAGUGCUUCUCAUCGCUCAAUUGAGCACUAAAGGAUCACUCACUGCUCUUCCUGGAUACGCGAACAGUGUCGCCGAGAUUUCGGUUCAGAAUCGUGACGUCAUUUCUGGAUUCAUCGCUCAGACCAGAGUUUGCGAACUCUCCGACUUUUUGAACUGGACUCCAGGAGUGAAUCUCGAUGCGAAGUCGGAUUCUGCAGGACAGCAAUGGCGAGGAGUCGACGAGGCGAUCGACGUUCAGCAGAACGACAUCAUCAUCGUCGGAAGAGGAGUCACGUCGUCGAGCGAACCGGUCCAGCAGCUCAAGAGAUACCGUCAAAUUGCUUGGGACGCAUUGACGAAGAACGACGAAACUGUCAACUAA